CAAGUGUUGCGGAUAUUCCGUGCGGAAUUAGUUAAGAAUGGCUCUGUUAUCAAGAACCAUACAAACAGACUUCAUGUUUCUCCAUGUGACCCAAAUCCUCAUGGUCCAAUUUCGGUAGAACCCAUGCCAGCCAACCAGACAAUAGACCGGUAUGGAGGGAAUGUGAUAUUCCACUGCACAGGGAACUUUGGCUGUUAUGUUCAUGAAUAUCGCAUAGCAUAUUGGAUGGUGAAUGAAACGAUUUCUCCUGAAAAUGCAAGCAAUAGAUAUGUAGUGAAUCAGACUCAAAGUUUAGACUUGUCCAUUCUGGGUGCUACGCUCACCAUCCACAAGGUCCAGCCAAAGGAUGUUUACAACACUUACGAAUGUGUCGUGUUGAACGAACAAUCUAUCAACGGCAUAUCUAAAAAGUUUGUCCACAUUGUGAAGAAAGUGAAAAAAAGACGUGAAAGAAAAAGUUACAUUCUUCUAGUGUGCUGGUGUUACUUGCCUCAAAUACAGCGCUUCUGCUACAUGCGAUUACCAUGCUGGAAAAUUGUCACAAUUGAUGAGGAUAAGUAUAAGUACAAUGUGUUUGUGUAUCAUGCUGAAGAAGACCGUGAAAUUGCCGAGUACAUCAAAGAAAACCUAGUAGAGCGUGGAUACAAGGUUUCCAUGUCUGCAGAUACCAUCCCCGGGAAAAGUAUAAUGCCAUUUUAUAAUACGGAAUUUGAACGGAGCGGCGCCGUUUGUUUCCUGUACUCGAAAAACCUUCUUUCUGACCAAUGGGCAGUCAGUUGCAUGACCCAUCUUAUGCCGGAGAAAAAACCUGUUUGGUUCCUUGAAAUUGAUGAGCUAAAGCCCAAAGAUGCAUUGAAAUGGGCAAAGGAAGGCAAGAAGAAAUCUGAGGAAUCACGAGCAAUUGAAAAUGUGGGCAGCGAUAUUGAAAUAAACGAAGAUUUAAAGUAUUGGGAAAAGAUGCCAAAGAUCAAAGUGCCAACGAAAAAUAGCUCAAACAGGAAGAUGAACAAUUUCUGGUGUUCAUUGGAAAAUAAACUUCCUAAAUUUAAAUCGCAAAAAUCAAAAUCACGAAAAUUAGUGGCAGAAAUUUCAAAACCAGAUAAAAACAGGAGGUCCUCAAGCACCAGACCUUUGCUUGAAAGCGAUCAUAUUUCUAUGUUGGAAGUGGAAGGGCCGGGGCAGAACUAAGUGAAACUCCAUUGCAGAAUGAAGUAUUUCAAAACCCUGAGACCGAAAAUCAUGACACAAGUUUUGUCAAUCUUAUACCAAAUAAUAAUUAUAACACGAA
This is a messenger RNA of Mya arenaria, 1288 nucleotides long. RefSeq lists its product as uncharacterized. Gene Ontology annotation, biological process: signal transduction. The record is from RefSeq and is a predicted model, not a curated record. Lineage: Eukaryota; Metazoa; Mollusca; Bivalvia; Myida; Myidae. The transcript is spliced from 7 exons. The annotation marks the transcript as partial.